Messenger RNA from Perca flavescens (yellow perch), 3891 nucleotides. It is a transcript of the gene cracr2aa, whose product is annotated as calcium release activated channel regulator 2Aa. NCBI's taxonomy places the organism in Eukaryota, Metazoa, Chordata, Actinopteri, Perciformes, Percidae. Gene Ontology annotation, molecular function: GTP binding; GTPase activity; calcium ion binding. The record is from RefSeq and is a predicted model, not a curated record. The transcript has 19 exons. Bases 432 to 2621 code for a protein of 729 amino acids.
CCCAGUCAGUCAGUGCUCAGUCAAAUUCCUGUACUCACACCGGUUGACUUGUAAACAGUGAGGUUAACUACAAGCGGAUAAGGCUGAUACAGAGUACCAACGGAGACAAUGAAUUCCUCUAACCUGUCUCACUUUUCAUUCACCGGUACGGCAAAUUGCAGUUCCUCAAAGACAACGUAGCUGCAGAUGAUUGUUAGUAUAUGUGGGAAAUGGUCGUGACCUCACUCCAGGAAGAUAAGUUUCCUCGACUAAUUAAAGAGGCGGUUGCUAAGAGAUGACAGUCUGUGACAUUGGCGAGAGCCUCUGAUGCUCGAGCAGCCUGAAGCUCGACUUCUCCGGGAUCUCUUGCCUCCGCACCUCGGUCCGUACUGUACUUUGCUCAUGUGAAGGGCGCGGGGGAAACUCUCAAAUCAACAGACAUCACAAGUACCAUGGCAGCUUUUCCUGCUCCCUGUGCCGCCACCAUCACCACGGCCACCGGCGUGGCCCGAACUGCGCGGCAAAGGCAAGGAAGCAGCGGCGAGGCGGGCAAGCGCGAGGACUUGGACAUGGGACGAAACGCUAUCGUGGAGAAAACCCACGAGUUCUUCCAGAUGUGUGACAUGGAGAACAAGGGCUUCAUCACCCGACGUGACAUGCAGAGGCUGAACACUGAGCUCCCUCUCAGUGCGGAGGAGUUGGAAAAUGUGUUUGAUACCCUUGAUUCCGACGGCAACGAAUACCUCACCCUCGAAGAGUUCUCCUCCGGCUUUAUUGAGUUUUUAUCCGGUCAGAAGAUUUCUGUAGAGGAAGGCAUGGCGGAGAAGAACCCCCGUAAAAGCCCGACAGAGGUCCUGUACCAGACCCAGUGGGAGGAGAGCCGGGCAAGAGAAGACGAGGAUGAGGAGGAGAAACACUUUUGCAUGCUCAUGGAAAACCUCGGAGCCAACAGUGUCUUUGAAGAUGCUGCUGAGGUGCGCAGUUUGUGGGCCCAGGUGCGGCGAGACGAGCCUCACCUUUUAUCCAAUUUUGAGGACUUCCUGGCCAGAGUGACUUCUCAGAUCAUAGAGGCCAACCAGGAGAAGAGGGCGAUGGAGAGCGCUCUCGAAAGGAAAGCAGCAACACACGAUGAUGAGAUCCAGCGCCUUUAUGUGGAAAUGGAGCAGCAAAUAAAAACUGAAAAAGACAGGAUUGUGCUGCAGGACUACGCGCGCUUUCUGUCUCGCAGUCAAGACCUGGAGCUGCAGCUGUCCACUAAGGAGAAAGAGCUGGAUCAGCUCUUUCAGAAGCAGAGAAGGUUGGAGCAUCAGUGCCAGGAGCUUCAAAGUGAACAACAUGUAGCCAAGGUGGAGAACGUGAAGCUGAAGCACACGAAUGAGGAGUUGGCGCGGGAGCUGGACCACACCAGCCAGGAGCUGGCCUUGGCCCAGGACCAGCUGAGUCUGCUGCAGGAGCAGGCCACACAGCUUCACGAGGAGAAGGAGAUUGAAAUAUACAGACUGACCGAGGGACUGCAGCGAGAGCGAGCCAGCCUCCUCAAACAACUGGACCUUCUGAGGGAAAUGAACAAGCACUUACGAGAUGAAAAGGACAUAUUCAAUCAGAAUCCAAAGAAUUCUAAGACAACCCCACGUUUAAAGCAGAGGCCUUUGGUCAAUGUUGUGAAACGCGCCAACCCAAAUGUCUUCAGAAGUGAGGAUGAGGAGGAGCUGACCCCCAGCUCUGUGAGACACAACCUAGCCAAUGGCUCCGCCCAGCCCUUCAGCCUGGCGGAAACCAGAGGGCACCUCCAGAGGAUCAUCUCCAUUGAGGAGGACCACCUCCCACACUUGCUCCAGAACGACUGCCAGUCCCAAAGCCCACUGCAGGAGUGUAGUGAAGGAGAGGAUUCCUCAGACAAUGAGGAGGAUAUAGACUUGGUGAUGAGCGAUAUUUGCCUGUGUGAGUCUUCUGCCCAGCAGCAGAAGUCAAAGGGAGUUGUGGAGAAAAGGGAAACCCCCACAUCUCCGAGGGUUCAGCCUGUUGGCAAGGAGACCAGCAUACAUGAGGAAGGUGGUCCGUCGCCGCCAGACCGCCUCUUCAAGAUCGUCCUGGUGGGGAACUCCAGCGUAGGAAAGACCUCCCUCCUUAAGCGAUUUUGUGACGACAGCUUCCAUUCUGGCACUUCUGCCACUGUGGGUAUAGAUUACAGUGUAAAGACGAUAGCUGUGGACAACAGCCAGGUGGCACUGCAAUUGUGGGAUACAGCAGGACAGGAGAGAUAUCGGAGCAUCACCAAGCAAUUCUUUCGCAAGGCUGACGGCGUGGCCGUGAUGUAUGACAUCACAGCCGAGCAGAGCUUCACUGCUGUCAGACAGUGGCUGACAAGUGUAAAGGAGGGAGCAGGCGAGGACAUCCCCAUCAUGCUCUUGGGAAACAAAACGGACAAGGAGAUGGAGAGACAAGUUCAGAAAGAAGUGGGCGAAAGACUAGCCAAGGACUGCCAAAUGAUUUUCUAUGAGUGCAGCGCAUGCUCCGGACACAACGUGGUGGAGUCCAUGAUUCAUUUAGCCAGAAUUCUGAAAGAGCAGGAGGACAGAGAGAAGGAGAAGACGGUGCAGCUGUUUAGCAGCCCCUCGGAGAAGAAGAGAUCCUGCUGCUAACCGUUGUAACACCGCUCACACACACACACACACACCGUAGCACUACCCUUCACUAAGAUACACAGUGUGAUAGUGUGACCACGUGUGCCACUAAGGACACAUUAUUCUGAAUGUCAGCACAACUGUUUCUCACACGGUCUUCCUCUUUGUGGCACUCUGGGUAAACCCACCACCUGGAUGGAUGGACUGUACAUGAUUGCACUAUUAUAAACUGUCUUCUCUACGUUUACCCAAGUAGUUUGAAAAUAACCUCAAAUUGUGGAGAUAUAGUGAAAUAAUAAUAAUAAUAUGAAGGAGAGUGUAAGAAAAGUUUGAGGAAUAAUAGAUACAACUGAACAAAUGUUAAAUUGAACUAAGUCCCUUCUGAGUCAAACUAAACCGUUUUCAUGUUUUAAAUGUACGAUGUUCCUCAAAGUCUUGACCGUGACUCCUUAAAUAUUUAUUUAACUUCCAAAAACCCUUUAUAUGUCACAUGUGGGCUUUAACUCUAUAUAUUAAUAUAUUCAUUCAGUGUUAUGAGUUUUUUUUUUUUUUUUUUAAGCUGCUUCCUGCUUCUUCACCUUUUUGGUACGUGGAUGCAGUAACAACCGGCUGUAAAAUGUGUUCAGUUGGUGUUGCGACUGGGAAGUUUGGAUUGAACUAUUAGAUUAGUUCCGUGGCGUUGCAGUGUAUUGCACCGGUGUCUUUAGUUUCUUCACCUUGUGGAUGAACUAAAAGCGAAAGUACUGCCACGCAACACAGCAAAGCACAGAAGUCAUGUGCUUCUGUGUUUGUCCGCUGAAUAAAGAAAAAAUUAUCAUGUAGUUAAAAUAAUAAGCUUAAAAUGUGAAGUUUGUUGCAGGGCUGUCAUAUAUAAUAGUAUUUUAUUUUACAGGCGUGGGUGUUUUUUUUGUUUGUUUUUUUUGUCAUCUGUACAUUAAUAUUUAUUUGUAAUUCUGUUUUUUUUUGUAACAGUACUGAAGGUUGUUAGGAUACCUGAGCCCUCCCCCUACAGACCAAAUUAAGUUUAGUGCAGACAUUUUUAUUUCAUAUAACCUUAAUCUGCCUCAUUGCCAAGUAUUUUAUGAAAAUUGUUGUCGCUAUGUGUAAUCUGUACGUUACAGGAAGGUUCAAAUUUGAAAGGUUUUGGUGAAAAGUUCCAAUUUUUACUGUUUGAUAUUGCACUAUGGUCACUAAUAGUGCUCCACUACUGCCAGUGUCUUGCACAUUGCUUUAAUCUACAUAUAAACAUGUAAAUUCAUAAAAUAAAUAAAGAUUUGUUUAAUGUUUA